AUGUCGGCGCCGCGAAAACCGGGGGUCCGCCACCCCAAAUACGCCAUCAUCAGCCUCGGCACCGAGCCUGACAUCCAGACGCUUUUCGGGAAAUUGCAAGAGCUCGGCUACUACGAGAUCUCAUUCGUGCACAGCCUCACCGAUUCGCCGUAUUACAUCCAGGAGGAGGCGGCGGCGCGGAAGCGACGGAAAGUGAUCGAAACAGAGGUGAAACGAGAUGCCCUCUCACCGCACAACUCUUGCACCCCGGCUUCCACAUCGUUUGAGACCGACCUUGACGGAGCUGUUCCUACCACUUUUGACACGACCACGGAGGAAAAGCCGUUGGCCCGGAUCGAAAUCGUCGAAAAGGCGCUGAACCUUGGGAAUUUGGGCGCGCUCGCCGGGGAUGAAGAUGAAGGCGAGUCAAUCCCUGAGCCCGAGUUCGAUGAGGAGCCUCAAAUCUCGGAUGCACUGAUUCAACAGCUGUUCGACAAGCCCGAGUCUAGUCAUGGAUUUUCAAGGGACCGAGACUACAAGUAUAAACUCGAAUCGGGCGUCCAGGAUUGUCAGGAAUGCGGCCGCCAGUUCUUCCAAAGCCAAUUCAAGAACAUCCUUGCCCACGCCAAGUCGCACUACCAGGUGAAGCCGUGGGGCUGCCCGUGUUGCUCGGCGCAGGCUGGGGACAGUCGCGAGAUGCGGCUUCAUAUCCGGCAGCACCAUCCGGAAGUGAAAAACCCGAUGCCGGUCAGCAAUGGAAUAGCCACAACGCGUCUGCGCGGUGCCUGGGCCCAGGUUGCUCGUCGCUGCUUCCCAAAACUCGCCGCCCGCAUCGACAAAUGGGAGCUAAACGUCUGCCGGCUGAAGCCCAAGGUUAAGGAGGAUCCGGUGAGUAUCCAUACCUUUUUC
Mesorhabditis spiculigera is the source of this 888-nucleotide messenger RNA. The record is from the annotation of a GenBank genome assembly. NCBI's taxonomy places the organism in Eukaryota, Metazoa, Nematoda, Chromadorea, Rhabditida, Rhabditidae.